This is a messenger RNA of Racocetra persica, 137 nucleotides long. NCBI's taxonomy places the organism in Eukaryota, Fungi, Glomeromycota, Glomeromycetes, Diversisporales, Gigasporaceae. The record is from the annotation of a GenBank genome assembly.
AAUUCAACAACAAAAAUUAUAGAAAUCUCUGAUUCAGAUGACGAAGAUGAACUGCUAUCUCUCAAAACUGCGUUAAAAAACAUAACCAAUUUCACCGAAUACAAGAAAAUUAAUAAUAAGAAAAUUAAUAAUAUUGA